UAAUAAGUACGUCAUCAGAGUUUCCCUGACCUAUGUUGUGUUUUUAUUUACAUGCACACAAUGCUAUAUAAACUGUAAUGUAUUACUUUUGAGUUCAUUAUGCCGAACUUAAAAACGACACUGCUGGAUGUUUGCAGACGAUGUUUUACAGACAACCACUGUUGGAGAAGAGGACUAUGCACGAGACAAUCCAUCUAUCUGUUCAGAAGAAACUUUUCUCAUCCAACGAUUAUUUCACAGUGUUCUCAAGCACAGAAGAGGAAACUUUUUGAUUCAGAAUUGAAUAGUAUAGCUCCGUUCAUAAGAUGUGCUGGAGCGAGAGGUCUGUUUGGAGGCACCCAUGGCAGUGCUCCUCAACAAACCCUGGAGGAUAUUGCAGAAAAUAUCAAAGACCGCAGGUUCAGAAACAUUGUGGUGAUGGCGGGUGCAGGCAUCAGCACACCCAGUGGAAUCCCAGACUUCAGAUCUCCUGGCAGUGGUCUUUAUGACAACCUUCAACGGUACAAUCUCCCCUAUGCUGAGGCCAUAUUUGAAAUAAAUUACUUUCAUCACAAUCCCAACCCUUUUUUCGCCCUUGCCAAAGAGCUGUAUCCUGGAAAUUACAAACCAAACCUGACACACUACUUCAUUCGUCUGCUUUACGAUAAGGGCCAGCUGCUUAGGAUGUACACCCAAAACAUUGAUGGACUGGAGAGACUGGCAGGCAUUCCAUCCAAAAUGUUGGUGGAGGCACAUGGGACUUUUGCAACAGCCACCUGCACCGUCUGCCGCAGAGAUUACAAUGCCGAAGAGCUUCGGAAUGAUAUAAUGGAAGGAACCAUACCCAAAUGCUCCAGCUGCACAGGAGUCAUCAAACCUGACAUCGUGUUUUUCGGAGAGGAACUUCCACAGCAGUUCUUUACUUAUCUCAUAGACUUCCCAAGGGCAGAUUUACUCAUUAUCAUGGGAACAUCUCUAGAGGUGGAGCCCUUUGCCAGCCUGGCAGGUGCGGUGCCCAGUUCUGUGUCACGCCUUCUGAUAAAUCGAGAUCUUGUUGGGCCGUUUGCCUGGGGUUCCCCACGUCACAAUGACGUAGCUGAGGUGGGUGAUGUUGUUAGUGGGGUUAAAAAGCUGGUGGAGAUCCUUGGUUGGACGCAGGAUUUAGAAGCCCUAAUGAACAUGGACACAGAGAAGGAUGCGAUGAAAAGAGAGGAAUGAGCAGAAAUGGGAUCUUUCUUAAAUCUGCUGUCCUGUUGGAUGGCCCCUAAAUUAAGUUGUCUCAAUAGUGCGCAUGCAUUAGUGGGAGGAGUGAGUUGUGAGUGUUGACAAAGUAUUGGGUUGAAAAUGGGUAUCAAGAACAAUGUAAACCACUGCAUACUAGUAGAUAAAUGGUUAAUCACCAGCACCUAUAUAUUUUUUAAAUAUUUUAAUAAUACAGUAAUGUAGCUGACCAGAGUAAAAAUCAUGCCAGUUUUAGUUUUAAAGACUUUGAAUCUUGGAUUGUCAUGUGAAUGUAUAUACUUAUUGUAUUUGCUUUUCAUUUUUUUUGUUAAGGUUUUGGGUAAAAAAUACACUUAAUACAACUUUAAAUAAAACACAUGCAAGAUAAUUUGAUUCCUGCUGAAUUUUUAAGCUGUUCAUUAAGUUUUUUAUUUCCAAAUGUUUGCAGUUUACUGCUAUGCCAUUAAAUUAACAGCCCAUCUGUUGUAUGCAAAUGACUUAAUGAUCUGAAAUGCACUGCUUUAAAUCUGCAUUAAAGGCUUUUUAAAGUAUA
Molecule: messenger RNA, 1753 nt
Organism: Misgurnus anguillicaudatus (oriental weatherfish)
Lineage: Eukaryota; Metazoa; Chordata; Actinopteri; Cypriniformes; Cobitidae
Gene: sirt3
Product: sirtuin 3
Cellular component (GO): nucleus
Molecular function (GO): NAD+ binding; histone deacetylase activity, NAD-dependent
Source: RefSeq, a predicted model, not a curated record